Messenger RNA from Falco peregrinus (peregrine falcon), 718 nucleotides. RefSeq names its product proline rich 29 (gene PRR29). Bases 28 to 639 code for a protein of 203 amino acids. Lineage: Eukaryota; Metazoa; Chordata; Aves; Falconiformes; Falconidae. The transcript has 6 exons. The record is from RefSeq and is a predicted model, not a curated record.
CCCAUCGCCCGCGCACCUGCCUGAGCCAUGGAGGUGGGGGCAGCGAGGGACCCCCAUGGGGUCUGGGGGGACCCCCCGGUAGGGACCUACAUCAUCCCGCACAGCCUCCAAGCCAAGCGAUCUUCCCAUGGAGCCAUACCGGUGCCCCAGCAGCCGGUGAUGAUCCUCCAGCAGCUUCCUGGGACCUGCCUGGCCCCUGCCACUGGACCCCCACAUGUCCGGGGAGAGCCCCUUACCCUGGCAGAUUUAAUCGAGUUGAUGAUGAUUCAAAACUCCCAAAUGCACCAGGUGGUGAUGAACAACCUGGCUGUAUCGGCAUUGACGUCCUUCGGGUUCGGGCCAUCCCCAGCUGCUGCCCAGGAGAUGGUGGUGCCUUUGCAGACCGGAGAGGAAGAGGAGACUGUGGUUUUUCACCAUCACUACAUCCCCUGCCCUGGUCCCGCUCCCAUCCUGGCAUGGCCGGUCCUGAUGCAGGAUCAGAGGCCGGUGGCCCUGCGGUACCCGGGCACAGGCUCAUUAGCUGAGGAUGGGGAGCCCCGCGCAGUGCCCCCUCCUCCACCCCCCAGUGCCACGGGGACCGUGGGACCCAGUGUCCUACCAGCAUCAGAGUACUACAACAUGCUGGAGGAGAGGCUGUGAGCUCCGUGCUUCCCAAGAUGGUUUCUCCUCCACGUCCCAGCCUUUGACCCCAGAAGAUCCUGCAGGUGCUGAGCAUGGG